GGUCGAUAUUCGUAAACUGCUUCGAUAUCUUGGCUGUAUGUAAAGUGUCAAAAACAUGUUGAGUGUUUGAUGAUAUAAAAAUGAGUUGUCAAAAAGGCAACACACACCGAACAAGACCACAGAAAUAUCAGAAUCGGCACGUUUUCAAAAAUGAUCUUCACGAUAAAUCAAAGCAAACGAAGGCCAUAAAUAACAUACAAGUGUGCAAUGUAUGUGAAAGGUGUAAAAAGAUCAUCGAGUGGAAGAUAAAGUACAAAAAAUUCAAGCCUCUCAAAUCUCUUGUAAAGUGCACAAAGUGUGAUCAAAAAGUUAUAAAGCACGCGUAUCAUACAAUGUGUGGACCUUGUGCAAGGGAAAGAGAUGUUUGUCCUAAGUGUGGAGAAAAAGCCGAACUAGUAGAAGGAAAACCUUCACCAGAAGAGCAGUUGAAAUUGGAUAUAGAAUUACAAGCGAUGCUCAAGGAACUGCCAGAAAGGAAACGAAGGACAUUCAUUCGUUAUAUGAAUCAAAAAGGAAAGAAAAAUGACUCCACUGAAGUAUCUGGCGAAAAUAAUACCGGAUUGAAUAAAAAGAGCGAAAGUUCUAAUGACAAUGGAAAUGAAGAAAAUGAAAAGGCAACGCGAGAAGAUUUGUUCGCAAAAUUAAAAUCACUAUCUAUGCAGAAAGAAGGCGAUGAGUCAAAUUCUGAUUGUAACUUUAGCGAUGAUGAUUUAGAAUAAUUAAAAUAAGUUGAAUCUGUAUAUAACAGUUCCUAAUGCAUUAUUGCUGUUUUAUAACCAG
Messenger RNA from Belonocnema kinseyi, 780 nucleotides. RefSeq lists its product as uncharacterized. The transcript has 3 exons. The coding region runs from base 81 to 719 and encodes 212 amino acids. Lineage: Eukaryota; Metazoa; Arthropoda; Insecta; Hymenoptera; Cynipidae. The record is from RefSeq and is a predicted model, not a curated record.